Molecule: messenger RNA, 1512 nt
Organism: Aspergillus wentii DTO 134E9
Lineage: Eukaryota; Fungi; Ascomycota; Eurotiomycetes; Eurotiales; Aspergillaceae
Product: cytochrome P450
Exons: 2
Coding region: 1-1512 (503 amino acids)
Molecular function (GO): oxidoreductase activity, acting on paired donors, with incorporation or reduction of molecular oxygen; monooxygenase activity; heme binding
Source: RefSeq, a predicted model, not a curated record
AUGAUCACUGCGCUUGCAUAUGCAGUCACCGGGCUGGUUCUGCUCGCGUACACGGUAGACUUCCUGCUCAGCAUUGGCGAUGACCCUCAUGAACCGCGUCGGAUACGGCCCAAGGUGCCCUUGAUCGGACAUAUCCUGGGUCUGAUGCAGCAUGGGCCGACAUAUUACAAUAUGAUGAGUGAUGCGACAGGCGAGGAGAUCUACCUACUGCCUAUGCUUCAUUUCAAGAUUUAUAUCAGUGCAUCACCUCGUCUCUUACCGCAUAUUCAAAAGCAUUCCAAAGCACUAUCUUUUCGACCAUUUCUGCAAAUCGUGGCCCGAAAACAUGGCGAUGCUUCUAAAGAGGCAUAUGAUAUCUUCGGUGGCACCGUCACAGAUGACUUGAGCCACUCGGUGAAAAUGAAUCUGAAUCCGGGAGAGUCGCUGGAUGAUUUGAAUCUGAGAAUGGGUAAACGGGCAUUGCUCGAGGUGAAUGCUCUGAGUGAAAAGAUAGGACAGCAAAUCUACUUACUAGAAUGGGCUCGACAUGCAGUUAUCCAAGCUACGAGCUGCGCUGUCUACGGCGACAAACACCCAUUCCUAGAUCCUGAUGUUGAAACUGCAUUCUGGAAAUGGCAGACGUAUCUCACUGCCCAUCUGGCAGGAUGGCUGGAUCCCUUUGGCACAGGCUACGCAGCCCGAGAUAAGGUCUUCAACGCAUAUAUCCAAUACUUCGAGCAGAUCUCCAAAGACGGGUCACAACUUGCUCGAGACCACCAACAAGUCCUCCGUGAAGCCGGUAUUCCAGACAUCGACAACGCCAAACAAGCCGCCAUCUUCACCAUUGCCUCCUUCAGCAACUCCGCGCCAACCCUAUACUGGACGCUAUGGGAGCUGUUUUCCCGUCCGACCAUCCUGACCCAAGUCCGCGACGAACUAGAAACUCACGCCAUCACCGGCUCACUCGAAACCGGCUUCACCCUCGACGUCGCAGCCGUCAAAUCCAAAUGUCCCCUCCUCGUCUCCAUGUUCCAAGAAACCCAACGAUCGCGCCACGUCAACCCCAGCUUCCGCAAAGUCCUCUCCGACACAUGGCUCGACGGCAAAUACCUCCUCAAAGCAGGCAACUACCUCCAAAUGCCCGGCUACCCGAUCCACACGAACCCGCACGUCUGGGGACAAGCAACAGAAUUCGAUCCCUACCGCUUCGUGCCCAAGACAGGGAGUCAUGAGAAGGAGGUCUCGACGAGCGGGUUUGUGGCGUGGGGUGCUGCCCCGUAUCUGUGUCCGGCGAGACAGUUUGCCGCGACGGAGAUUCUGGUCGUGGCGGCAUUGAUGGCGAUCCGGUACGAGAUGAGGCCGGUGGGUGGGGUGUGGGAGAAGUCGCCGGCGUUGAACUUUGAGGAUUUGUCAACAUUGUCGAAUCCGAAGAAGGAUGUUAAGAUGGAUGUCAGUGUGAGGGGGGAGUGGGCUGGGGAAUGGAGGUUGAAGAUGGGGGAGAGUAAAAGUCGGAUUUCGCUUGCUUCGGGGUGA